Chelonoidis abingdonii (Abingdon island giant tortoise) is the source of this 2031-nucleotide messenger RNA. The record is from RefSeq and is a predicted model, not a curated record. NCBI's taxonomy places the organism in Eukaryota, Metazoa, Chordata, Testudines, Testudinidae.
CAUUGUGAUCUGGGAGACCAGGCUUAGUAGCUGCUGCUCCCCCAAUGGGGGUUCUGUGCUGGGAUAUGACCUUAAUUAAAGCUUUUUUUCUGUCCGGCCCAGGGGAUGACUUUCUCCAGCUUUUACUAGCCCCCUGGGGCAGCCCUGGGCCCUGUUAAUACAAAUUCUGAGCUACGAACUCCAGGUUAUUGAAAGACCUCAGGAAACGUGCUGGGAACUGGCAAGAAAGUGACUCUGCACAAACAGCCCCUUGUCAUUUCUCCUCCCAUUAGCAAUUGCCAGGAGAAAAUCCAGCCAUGGGAAAGCAAAGCCCCCAGGAAUGGGACUUUCCCAGCCAGAGGAGCAGGGAGAGAGGACAGGGGAAGGAGAGACUGAAAGGGGCAGUGGGAAAAUGAGUGUGGGGGAGAGAUUUCCAGCUCUCUAGUCCACCUAGACACACGUAUUGCAGCAUCGCUGGGGAGAAUCACUUUCCAAUGAACAAGAAGAGGCUCAGACAGAGGAAAAGCCAGUUCCUGACUCCAUAUUCCCCCUGCUGGGGUGUGACUGCCCUGGGGUCAGUGUCCAAGGGAAUCCCCCACAGUGACUCCUUUGGUUCUGCUCUUUUCUAGCCUUGUGUUCAGAGACUUUGUUACGGGGUGAGGGGAGGGAGAAGGGAGGUUAAAAAUGUCUUGGCUUAGCCUGGCAGGAGGGGUCCAGGUCUACACUGUAAUAAAGAGAUCAAGCAUGUUCCUAGCACGGCAGAGUCUAGGAUGUCUGUCUGGAGGGAAGGAGCCUGAGGGAAUCGUGAUGUGAAAUUACCUAACGCCUGUUCUGAAAUCUCCACAACUGCCCUUCUCGCCCCACCAGGGCUGCAGAAUGACGUUCAUGUUUUUCUCCAGCUCAUGCCAUCCUCCCAUGAUACAGGGAAGAGAAAUGGCUGCAGUGGAGCCAACUCAGGGUUUCCAGUUUCCAAAACCUCUUAUAAUCUCCCAGCUGGAACAAGGGGAAGAGCCAUGGGUUCUAGACCUCCAGGGUUCAGAGGAAAGAGAGAUCCUGAGAGUUCCCUGCACAGGUGAGCAAAGAUUAAACCAACUCAGAAUCUCAGGUGAUGCAAUGGUAUGUGAGAAAGAGGAGCAGAAUUCUCAGCAGGAAAAUGUUGAGCAAGUGCCUAAAAACAGAGAAUUAUCACAAAGAUCGAAAAGGAAUGUGUCCAGGAGUCAUGAGCAGGGAAAUUCCUGUGAGAUUCAGCACAGAACAGACAGAGAGCAAGGAAGCCAGCCAGGAGAGAAAAUGGGUAAAUUUAUUUCCUGCCGGGUAACUCAGAAGAGCAUCAAGGAAACCACAACAAAGCAGGAAAUCGUCAUGGGAAAGAGGAAAAAUACGUGCACUGAGUGUGGAAAAACCUUCACUUGCAGCUCAGCGCUUUCUAAACAUCAGAGAAUCCACACAGGGGAGACGCCCUAUGAAUGCAGUGAGUGUGGGAAAUGCUUCACUCACAGCUUUCACCUUACUAGGCAUCAGAGAAUCCACACAGGGGAGAAGCCCUAUGAAUGCCGUGAGUGUCAGAAAAGCUUCACUAGCAGCUCAAACCUUUCUCAACAUCAGAGAAUCCACACAGGGGAGAGGCCCUUUGAAUGCCAUGAGUGUGGGAAAAGCUUCACUCACAACUCUCACCUUACUCGGCAUCAGAGAAUCCACACAGGAGAGAGGCCCUAUGUAUGCAGUGAGUGUGGGAAAACCUUCACUCUCAGCUCAUACCUUCUUACCCAUCUCAGAAUCCACACAGGGGAGAGGCCCUAUGUAUGCAGUGAGUGUGGGAAAACCUUCAGUCACAGCUCAAACCUUCUUACCCAUCUCAGAAUCCACACAGGGGAGAGGCCCUAUGUAUGCAGUGCUUGUGGGAAAAAAUUCCUUCACCGCCAGCAGCUUAUUAGCCAUUGGAGAAUCCACACAGGUAUGAGACCCAAUGAAAACAGUGAGUGUGGGAAAACCUUGUCUUGCCACUGAGCCCAUGUGAGCCAUCAGAGAAUCUGCAAGGGGGAUCAACACCAU